CUGCAGCUGCGGCGGCCCGGCCCGUUGGGGCCGCUGCUGGGCCCGGCGCCGCGCCGCUACCGACACAAGAAGAAAUGGGCUGCCACUGCGCCGCGCGUGCCGUCCACAGCGCUGGCGCUGCAGAACUUCGACAUGAACUACAGCCUGCAGCUCGGGGAGGCCUGGCCUUCCGUGCGGGCCAGCCUGCUCUCCGAGCAGAAGUACGGCGCCCUGGUCAACGGUUUCGCCGACGUUGAGCGCGUCACCCAGGAGCUGGAGCUGGUGAAUGCUGUGGAUUUCGUUUCCCAAGGCCUCCAGAAGGCGCAGGGCUUGCAGCAGGGCUCCAUUGUGGAACCAGCCGUGGGGGAGCAAAGCGCGUCCCAGGAAGCGCCCAGCGAGCGCCAGGCUGCAAAACUGCCGCCACCUUCAGCCCUCGUCACCCCCAAUGUCAAGUGCUACACGUUCCCCAGAGGGGAUAUCACCCGCUUCCGUUCGGCACGGCCAGACGUUUUGGGCAUCCUCAACUAUUACCUCCUGGAUGCAGCCUCUCUUUUGCCUGUUUUGGCACUUAACAUUCAACCUGAUGACUCUGUCCUUGACCUCUGUGCAGCUCCAGGUGGCAAGACUCUGGCCAUCCUGCAGACGGGGCUCUGUAGGCAUCUGGCAGCCAAUGAUAUCUCCAUUUCUCGCACAAAAAGGCUGCAGCAGGUUCUCAAUAGCUACGUCCCCAAGCAAGUCAGGGAAACUGUGUGUAUCACUUCAUGGGAUGGAAGGAACUGGGCAGAACUGGAGGCUGGAACUUUCCAUAAGGUCCUUGUGGAUGUGCCCUGCACGACUGACAGGCACUCCGUCAUGGAGGAGGACAACAACAUCUUCCACAAAAGGAGAUCCAAGGAGCGUCAGAUGUUGCCAAUGCUGCAGCUGCAGCUGCUGGUGGCUGGGAUCCUUGCUACCAUGCCAGGAGGAGAAGUUGUUUAUUCCACAUGCUCCCUCUCUCAGCUGCAGAAUGAGUAUGUGAUGGAGAGAGCCAUAGAAAUUGCACAAACCGAGUACAACAUUGGCAUCCACGUUCAGGACUUGAGCUACUUCCGGACGCUCUUCCAGGAUACAUUUUCUUUCUCCUCAGACUGCAGGCUGGGGGAGCUUGUUCUCCCUCACCUUACAGCCAACUUUGGACCAAUGUACUUCUGCAAGUUACGUCGAGUGUAGAGGGAAUGACAGACCUCUUGGCUGUGUGGCAGCUCCAGGUACCUCACUGUACCAUCCCGGGACACCUUGAAUGCAACUGAACUUGCUUUCCUACUGCUGGCUCUGAUGAAAUAUCCCAAAUCUCCAGGGAAAGCAAAACUGGUUUUGUAUUUA
Nothoprocta perdicaria is the source of this 1341-nucleotide messenger RNA. It is a transcript of the gene NSUN4, whose product is annotated as NOP2/Sun RNA methyltransferase family member 4. Gene Ontology annotation, cellular component: mitochondrial large ribosomal subunit. The coding region runs from base 133 to 1188 and encodes 351 amino acids. Gene Ontology annotation, biological process: rRNA methylation. The record is from RefSeq and is a predicted model, not a curated record. NCBI's taxonomy places the organism in Eukaryota, Metazoa, Chordata, Aves, Tinamiformes, Tinamidae. Gene Ontology annotation, molecular function: methyltransferase activity. The transcript is spliced from 6 exons.